AUGGCUACAUUCACGGGCAAGACUACUGGCGCCGACGUCGUCAGAGAAUCCAGCGACAGAGUCAAAGGCAAAACAAUUGUCGUUACAGGCGCCAGUGAGAAGGGUCUGGGAGGCGAGACAGCAGUCGCACUUGCUUAUGGCCACCCCGAGCAUCUGAUUCUUCUCGCUCGAUCCCAGGUUCGCGUGGAGUCGAUCAUUGCCCGCAUCAAAGAGAUCGACUCAUCCAUCAGAGUAGACUUUGUGCCUGUCUCUCUUGACGACUUCGAUUCCGUGCGCGCCGCAGCCGCCACGAUCAACGGCAAGAUCUCCAAGCUCGACAUUCUCAUUAACAAUGCCGGAAUUAUGGCCGUUCAAGAAUAUACAACCAACAAGAACGGAAUUGAGAUUCAGUUUGCAACCAACCAUCUGGGCCACUUCUUAUUCACCAAGCUCCUCUUUCCCAAGAUUCUGGCGGCCGGUUCGGGGUCCAGGAUCGUUAACCUGACGAGUCUUGGUCACAAGAUUGGACCCAUGCGACUCGAUGACUAUAACUUCUCGGAUGGGGAAGAGUACGACCCGUGGUCCGGGUACGGCCAGUCUAAGACCGCCAAUAUCCUCUUUUCGCUCUAUCUGGCUGAUAGGCUGCGUGAUCGCGGUAUUCAGAGCUACGGCGUCCACCCUGGCAACAUCUACGAGACCCAACUAGGGACCCAUCUUACCGAUAUCAAUGCUGCAUUUGCUGCGAUUGAAGACGCCGCGCAAAAAAACACGGGCAAACACUUUCCAAUCGAAGGUGAAGCCCGGAAAAGCAUGGCUGAGGGCAUUGCUACGACGCUUGUGGCAGCCCUGGAUCCCAGGAUUGAGCCGCAGAGUGGAAUGUACAUGGCAGACUGUCAGCCUCAGAAGACCUAUGAAUACGCAGAAAGUCUCGAGAACGCUGAGAUGCUGUGGAAAUUAAGCGAGGAACUGGUUGGUGAGAAGUUCGACAUCUGA
Messenger RNA from Cladophialophora carrionii CBS 160.54, 972 nucleotides. RefSeq lists its product as uncharacterized. The transcript has 2 exons. NCBI's taxonomy places the organism in Eukaryota, Fungi, Ascomycota, Eurotiomycetes, Chaetothyriales, Herpotrichiellaceae. The coding region runs from base 1 to 972 and encodes 323 amino acids. The record is from RefSeq and is a predicted model, not a curated record.